AUGCCAAGGCCUGUACAACCUAGUUCAACUAACGUGGAAGAUUUAUCUAUAUCUAGGAAGAGUAAAGACUUCAUUGAAUAUGUAAAGAGAAGAUUAUUGAGGUUUCGUGACCACGGGUUGGUUAUCAAAGAAUUUGCGUUUAGGAUAUUAGACCUUCUCUGCAUGUCAGAAGAUCUUGAUUUUUGCUUGAAGUUGGUCGCAGAAAGUGGUGUUGAAGUUUUAGAUCUUUAUUUUCAUAGUGAAUGUUAUGUCUUACCGAAGAGUGUAAUUGAAGUCAAAUCACUUACCAGGUUGAUGUUGGAAGGGGGUAUUAGCGUCGAUCAAGCAUUCAUGAAUCAUUCAAUUAAGUUUUUCUCCUUGAGAGAAUUACAUUUGUUGCAUGUCGUUUUGGAAGAUGAACAAGCAAUUGAGCGUCUCAUUUCUUGUUGCCCUUUGAUUGAAAUUAUAACUCUGAUGCUUUCUGGUGGUAGCAUGAAGUCUUUGAGCAUGCAUGGUCUACAAAAGCUCAACACAGUUUAUGUUGAUGGAAUAAAAGAGGUUUAUAUCGAUGAAGCUUCGAGUCUUAAGAGUUUAUAUUAUUGCCAUGAUUCUUGGAACACACCAUUUAAGAUUGAUUUUAUUCAGUGCAAAUAUUUAAAAGAGCUACUCUUGUGUUUGAAUAGUACUACUAUUAUCACAAACAAAUGGUUUCUUGAACUAUUUUCAAAAUUUCCAUUUCUUGAGACGUUGGAGAUAUGGAAUUGCAUGCUGUCCGAGACGAUUAAUAUUUCAAGUGUUCAACUUAAAUAUUUGGAGGUAUCACAGUCCUAUAACUUGAAGGAGGUCAACAUUGAUGCUCCAAAUCUAUUGUCAUGUAAAUUUGAAGGUUUUGAAGGCUCAAAACCAAUUAUAUCUUUUUCAAACAUUUCGAGUCAACUAGAAGUCGAUCUUAGCGUCAACUUGAUUAAUAAAGAUUUGGAUGUUUUUUACGUGAGGGAACUUAUCCAAAAUAUCAAACCCGAAAAUGUUUUAAUAUCACUAUCUCUAUGCAUCAUGGAUGCACCAAAACCGGUGUUCUUGGAUAUUCCAUCUCCUCCACCAAGUAUCAAGCAUAUGGACCUAAUCAUUCUUUCAAUACUAAACGAAAAUUUGUAUUCAUCAGAUAUUGUAGAUUUCAUACAUGUUAGUUUUAAUGUUAGGUGGUAA
Trifolium pratense (red clover) is the source of this 1185-nucleotide messenger RNA. RefSeq names its product FBD-associated F-box protein At5g56370-like. The transcript is spliced from 4 exons. The coding region runs from base 1 to 1185 and encodes 394 amino acids. NCBI's taxonomy places the organism in Eukaryota, Viridiplantae, Streptophyta, Magnoliopsida, Fabales, Fabaceae. The record is from RefSeq and is a predicted model, not a curated record.